AUUAAAAUUAAAUUAAUUAUCAAUUGAGAGAACUGAAGAAUAAUAUUGAUUGAUUAAAAUUGAACCCACAUAGAUAGGUCAGUUGGUUUAGUAAUGAGAAAUUUGGGACAAUGAUCAACGAUCGAAACUCGGAGCGGCCGUGUGAAGGUUAGAGCUCCUUUGUGUUGAGCUAGAUCCCUAUUACACACAGAUAUAAAACCUACAAUCAUUGGACCGAUUAAAUCAUCAUUACUUCUGUAGGAUUAGAGUUUGAGGCUUUUGGGGCGGGAGAUUCCACUUUGGGAACCAUUGUUCGAUUAAAAACGAACAAAAUUACACUCCGACUCUCGGAAUCAAAAGCAUAUGCGGAGACUCAUUCUCUGACACCGAAUUGGGGUCUAUAUAUUCCGUAUCGGUUGAACCGUACCUUAAACAUUUGUACGAGUAGAUCCAUCCCAGUUGUUGCAAUUUUGCGUUUCCCUUCAAUCAUGGAAUCUCCAAGUCUGAUCACUCCCAUCCCUAAUCUCCUCUUCUUCUUCACAGCUUUUCUCCUAAUUUACAUAAUCGCAUACCUCUUCAUCUUCCGCAAUUGGAAGCCCAAGCUCCGACCCGAAGCCGCCAGCUGCGCCAUCUCCCUGACCCACGGCACUCCCGCCGUGUUCUUAGCCGCAGCCGCCGUCCUCUCCGACCCUAAUCGGAGCUUCCACUCCCGGAACACGCCCUUCCAGAACCUGGUCCUCGAUUUCAGCGUCGCCUAUUUCCUGAUGGACCUUUUGCACUACCUGAUUUUCUUCCCGACCGACGCUCUCUUCAUCGCCCACCAUUUGGCCACCCUGUUCGUUUUCGUCAGCUGCCGAUACGCCGUCGCUCGCGGGGCGUAUUCCGUAUUAGGGCUCCUGGUUCUGGCGGAGGUCACCAGUUUCUGCCAGAAUGUCUGGACCCUGGCCGGGGUUCGGAAAUCCGAUUCGCAAUUGGCUGCCAAAGUGUACGGAUUCCUGUCCCCUCCGUUUUAUGCUCUGUAUUCUGUGGUUAGAGGGUUUGCUGGGCCGCUGUUUGUUUAUAGAAUGCUGGGUUCUUUUAUGAAAGGGGAAGCCGAGAAUGUGAUACCCAGAUGGAUGUGGAUUUCUUGGUUUACUGUUAUUAUCGCUGCAAUCUCUGUCAGUGUCUUGUGGGUUUCAAAUCGUUGGGUUGACUUGUAUCGACAGAAAAGUCAUAAACUUGACAAAAAAUACAGUUAGAGAAUUUAGGGCACAUUUAAUGCUUGUAUUAUUCUUAGAGAAAAAUCAAACCAAUGAAGACUGACUCCUUUUACACUUUAUCCAGUCAGAUUGAAUUAGAGUUGUUUGUGUUUAUCUGCUGUUACUUUGACUUAAUGAAAUCCAACCUGCAAUUUAUUGUCACCCCUCUCUGCCUUUUAU
Cuscuta epithymum is the source of this 1397-nucleotide messenger RNA. NCBI's taxonomy places the organism in Eukaryota, Viridiplantae, Streptophyta, Magnoliopsida, Solanales, Convolvulaceae. The record is from the annotation of a GenBank genome assembly.